Messenger RNA from Vigna radiata var. radiata (mung bean), 4204 nucleotides. RefSeq names its product receptor-like protein kinase FERONIA. Gene Ontology annotation, biological process: protein phosphorylation. The coding region runs from base 141 to 4163 and encodes 1340 amino acids. The record is from RefSeq and is a predicted model, not a curated record. The transcript is spliced from 5 exons. Gene Ontology annotation, molecular function: protein kinase activity; ATP binding. Lineage: Eukaryota; Viridiplantae; Streptophyta; Magnoliopsida; Fabales; Fabaceae.
CUUUUUCUGUUUUGCUUUUUCUUUUUUGUCUAUACUGGAAGAAGAACCCGUCAACUGUAUAGACUCGCAGUGAUAUUUCGCUACCAAAUACACUGCAUGUUCCUUACUCCAGGUUUCCCAGCAAUUCCAACCAAACUGUGAUGAUAAGUCUUCGCCACUUCACUCACUUCUAUUCUCACCCUACAAUGGCUAUCACCACCUCCUUAACACUCUUUUUCCUCCUUCUACACUUCUCCACACGCCUCCAAGCCUACACCUCAAAGCAAGUUUUCACCAUCAAUUGCGGCACCACUGGAAAGUCCUCCGACGGUCAAAGAACGUGGACCGGCGACGCAGAUACAAAGUACUUAUCUUCCCAAGACACCACCGUUUCAGACAAGGCGAUAACACAGUCUCCUUCAACCAAUCAAGUCCCCUUCUCCACUGCACGCUUGUCCCGUUCCCAAUUCAAUUACUCCUUCCCUGUCUCCCCAGGCACCAAAUUCCUUCGCCUCUUCUUCUACCCUGCUGACUACCCUUCCUUUCCCCGCACCCACGCAUCCUUCUCCGUUCAAUCCAACCAAUUUAUUCUCCUCAACGAUUUCAACGCCUCUCUCAACGCCGAUGCUCAAGCCACGGACACUAUCUUCAGGGAAUACGUGGUCAACGUCAACGACGGUGAGAGGCUUAUCCUCACCUUCACUCCCUCGCAUCCAAACUCUUACGCUUUCAUCAACGGAAUCGAGGUACUUUCCAUGCCAACCGAUUUAUAUUACACACCAGCAAAUGACACAGGCUUCACGUUAAUCGGAAGUAGCACCCUGUACAGUCUUGGAACCAGCUUUGCUCUUCAGACUGAGUAUAGAAUCAAAGCCGGAGGACAAGAAAUCUCGCCAUAUAACGACAGCGGUUUGUUCAGGGAUUGGGCUGCCGAAGAACCUUACUUUAUCAAACACAAUCCAAAGAAUGAUGAUCUACCAGCUAACACGGAUGGGAAAAUGAACAUAACCGUGAAUCCCGAUUACGUGGCACCAAAGGAACUGUUCAGAACAGCGCGUAGCAUGGGCACAAACGCCACUCUGAAUAAAAUGAGCAACCUCACCUGGGAGUUCCCCGUUGAUUAUGGCUUCACUUACGUUCUCAGGCUCCACUUCUGCGAGCUUGAUCCCAAUAUUAAUAAAAUUGCUGACAGAAAAUUUCAUAUUUACAUAGCGAGUCAGGUGGCUGAUGAUCGUGCAGAUGUAAUGAAAUGGAGUCAGCAACAAAAGGGUCUAGCUUUGCAUAGAAACUACGCCGUUUUUAUUCCUGAAAAUGGUACUCAGAAAAAGGUGUACAAGGGCUAUAUCGACGAGGGCUCCGUUCCCGUAGCCAUCAAGCGCCUUAAACCGGAUUCGCAGCAAGGGGUUCGCGAGUUCCUGAACGAAAUUAAGAUGCUCUCNCAACUUCGCCACCNCAAUCUCGUGACCCUCAUNGGNUACUGCAACGAUAAUAAGGAAAUGAUNUUGGUNUACGAUUUCAUGACANGUGGCAACCUCCGUGACCAUCUAUACAACACGNACAACCCAGCUAUCUCGUGGAAGCAGCGGUUGCAGAUCUGCAUCGGCGCGGCGCGUGGACUUGAUUAUCUUCACACAGGCGCGNAGCACACGAUCAUCCACCGGGACGUGAAAAGCACGAACAUCCUGUUGGAUGAUAAUGUUACCCCGCAAACCAUGAAGUUCCUUACUGUCACCACCUCCUUCACAUUACUCUUCUUCCUUCUACACUUCUUCACACACCUCCAAGCCUAUAUCCCAUCGGAAGUUUUCACUAUCAGUUGCGGUUCCACCGGAAUGUCCUCCGACGGUCAAAGAACGUGGGCUGGCGACGCAGACCCAAUGUUCUUUACUUUCCAAGACGGCUCUGUUUCAGAGAAGGCGACAACACAGUCUUCUUCCACCAAUAAAAUACCCUUCUCCACCGCACGCUUGUCCCGUUCCCCAUUCAACUACUCCUUCCAACUCUCCGCAGGCACCAAAUUCCUUCGCCUCUUCUUCUACCCUGCCGAUUACCCUUCCUUUCCCCGCACCCACGCAUCCUUCACCGUUCAAUCCAACCAAUUCACUCUUCUUGAAGCUUUCAACGCCUCUCUUAACGCCGACGCUCAAGCCACCGACACUAUCUUCAAAGAAUACGUGGUCAAUGUCAACGACGAUGAGAGGCUUAUCCUCACCUUCACUCCCUCGCUUCCAAACUCCUACGCUUUCAUCAAUGGAAUCGAGAUGCUUUCCAUGCCAACCGAUUUAUAUUACACACUAGAAAAUGAGACAGGCUUCACGAUGAUCGGAACUAGCGCGCUGUACAGCGUUGGAACCAGCUUUGCUCUUCAGACUGAAUAUAGAAUCAAAGCCGGAGGACCAGAAAUCCCACCACAAAACGACACCGGUUUGUUCAGGAAUUGGGCUGCCGAUGAAAGCUAUUUUAUCAAAGACAACCCAAAGAAUAAUGAUCUACCAGCUGAUGUGAAUAGGAAAAUUAACAUAACCGUGAAUCCCGAUUACGUGGCACCAAAAGAACUGUUCAGAACAAGGCGUAGCUCUGACAGAAACGCCACUAUUAACAGGAUAAGAAUCCUCACUUGGGAGUUCCCCGUUGACCGUGGCUUCAUGUACGUGAUCAGACUUCACUUCUGCGAGCUUGAUCUCAAUAUUAAUAACAUCGGUGACAGGCGAUUCUCCAUUUACAUAGCUAGUGACUUGGCUGAUGACCGUGCAGAUGUAAUGAUUUGGAGUCAGAGACAAAAAGGGCUAGCUGUCCAUGAAAAUUAUGCCGUUUUGAUUCCCAAGAAUGGUGAUCAGAAAAAGUUUAAUCUCUCGCUUCAAAUGCAUUCUUACGGAGGAUACAGUGACCCCUUCCUCAACGGUCUAGAGAUCUUCAAAAUCAGUGAAGCCGGUUCGAACAACCUAGCCGGACCCAACCCGGACCUGGUUCAGACCCCACAGAACAAUGCUCCCAGCCAAAAUGGAAAGACCAGCAGUGGAAGCGCAACGAAAAUUGGCAUCACGGCGGGGGUAGUUUGCGUUGUCGUUUUCUUUGUCCUGUUGUUCACCACUUUCAAGUGGAGUGCACUGUUCACAACGACCAAGUCAACCAACAGCCACAAUUUUUCUCUUCCUUCUGAUCAAUGCCGUCGGUUUUCCCUUGUCGAAAUCAAAGCUGCCACCAAAAACUUCGAUAACUCCUACGUCGUCGGCGACGGUGGAUUUGGACACGUGUACAAGGGCUACACAGACGGCUCAGUCCCAGUUGCUAUCAAGCGCCUUAGACAGGGUUCCCAGCAGGGGGCUAGCGAGUUCGUUAACGAGAUCCAGAUGCUCUCACAACUCCGCCACCGCAAUCUCGUCUCACUUAUCGGUUACUGCUGUGAUAACAACGAGAUGAUCCUUGUUUACGAGUUCAUGGGAUGUGGAAACCUCCGCGACCAUCUCUACGGCACCGAUAACCCCCCUCUUUCGUGGAAGCAGCGGUUGAAGAUUUGCAUUGGCGUUGCGCGCGGGCUACGCUAUCUUCACAGUGGCGCGAAGCAAAUGAUCAUCCACCGUGACGUGAAAACGACCAACGUCUUGUUGGAUGAAAGGUGGGUGGCGAAGGUUUCGGAUUUCGGACUAUCCAAAAUUGGGCCGAAUGAGAUAUCGAAGGCCCAUGUGAGCACCGCCGUGAAAGGCAGCUUUGGGUAUUUAGAUCCGGAAUAUUACAUUCGACGGCGGCUGACGGAGAAGUCCGACGUGUAUUCUUUUGGGGUGGUGUUGUUUGAGGUACUCUGUGCCCGUUCACCUCUGAUCCCUACUGAAGAAAUCGAACAGGUGUCACUAGCUAAUUGGGCCAAAUAUUGUUGCCAAAAUGGGACAGUGACAGAGAUGAUGGACCCCAUAUUGAAGGGGAACAUCGCUCCUGAUUGUUUGGCCAAGUUUUGUGAGAUUGGGGUGAGUUGUUUAUCACAAGAAGGGAUGCUGAGGCCGUCCAUGAACGAUGUCGUUUUGAUGUUAGAGUCUGCGCUGAAAUUGCAAGAGAGUGCCGACCAAAGGGCAACGCCGGAAGAAAUUGAUCAUGUGCUUGAUCUUGGAGAGCAUCACAAUAGUUGCAAGGACAAUGAUAAUUUGAUGUUGGAGCUGUUUUCUGAGAUUGUCGACCUAGAGCCACGUUGAAAUAACCAGUAAAGCUCAUUAAAGGUUUGCUAAACAGUUAC